Meloidogyne enterolobii is the source of this 189-nucleotide messenger RNA. The record is from the annotation of a GenBank genome assembly. NCBI's taxonomy places the organism in Eukaryota, Metazoa, Nematoda, Chromadorea, Rhabditida, Meloidogynidae.
AUGCCAAAACGUGUAAAGGAAGAGACAUUGACUAUUAGAGACACUCAAGAUAUCCAAAAGAUCAAACCAGAACAUGUUGAAGGAAAAGGAAAGGAAAUUGCACGUAAGUGUAGGCAAAUAAUAUUUCUUUGUUGCAAAGAACGGAUAGGACUUUUUAGCUUAGCAGAAACGUCACAUUUUAGGAAUUAG